AUGGUCGAUAGAAUAUCUACAUUCAACGAAAUGGGGGCUUCCGAAUUUCACUCAGGUCACUUUGAGACAUCAGAAAUGUGUUUCUGUCAAGCUGUCUCCGAACUUGGGAUUGGUUCUAGUCUUGCUUCGAAAGGUCUGCGUUCUUCGCCCCAAAACGGCGAUGUAACCAUGAUGGAUUCCCGAGACGAUGGGUUAGUCGUGAACCCCAGUCGGUAUGAUGAAGGCAUGAACGUAUACAAUACUCCAUUGAACCUGCUACGUGACUGUGGUGAUGGCAAAGAACAAGACGGCUUUCAGCACAUCACCGCAGCGGUUGUCGCCUACAAUAUGGCACAAGUCAAGAUCAAAUGCGGAAAGAGGAAUCAUGCUGAGCACUGGUUGCAUCAAGCACUCUAUUGGACCAAGGCAAACGAUCAUUUUUCCCAGACAUUGGUUGUCAAGAUUCUCCACUGCCUCGGAUUUUGCAGAUAUGUCACUGGUGAGGCCGACAUGGGAAUGGAGUAUUAUCAGAAAGCAUUUAAUACAAGCAAAUACUUCAAACUUGGUAGGCAAUACCUUGCAGCCAGCCUGAACUGCAUCGGGGUCCUUCAAUUCAGCAUGGAUGGUACAUGCAACGUCGACAAGUCACUCCAAUCCUUUGAAGAAUGUCUACAGAUGUACCGAUCGUGCAAAAGCUUUGAUCCCUUGGCAGUCGCAACAGUUCACAAUAAUAUUGGAAGACUGCAUUACCUCCGAGCUGACUACGUCCAGGCCCUUCAGAGCUACCAAGAAUCGCUCAAGAUUCGGAGGCACCUCCUUGGUGAAGAAUCCAUUGAUGUGGCUGCUACCUUGUACAAUGCAGGUCAAGCCUGUCAGCAACUCAAAAAGUUCGAAGAAUCGAUCAAUCAUUACAAGUCAUUUCUCAGCGUUGCCAAGUCCGUCUUCGGUGAGAACUCGAAGGAUGCCGCUCUGGCGCUGAAAGGAAUUGCCGAGAUUCAUCAAGUACAAGGGAAGUUCGAUACGGCUUUAGAAUUCUUUCAUCAAGCUUUGCAAGCUCAGACGGCGGCAAGUGGGAGACUUAGCACGGAUGUUGCCACACUUUUGAACAAGAUUGGCAAUCUUUGCUACGAAAUGAAGGAAUACGACACCGCCAUGGCAUCUUACACAGAAGGGCUCGAGAUCGAAUGUUCCAUCCUUCCACCAGACCACCCCUACACAAUUAUUACACAGACAAAUAUUGCUCACAUUCACAAGCAGUUGGAUCAAUGUGAGAAAGCUCUGGAAGCUUACGAACGAGUAUUGAAGAUGCAAGUGGGAGCCUUUGGAAGCAAUGCCUUGGUUUUGGCGGAGACACUCUCCUUCAUCGCCUUGAUGCAAUAUCACUUGGGUGACUACGCGUCGUCCCUCGAAGCAUAUCAAUUUGCUCUUCGAAUCUACCGAGAGCACUCGUCCAACAACGAUAACCCAAGAAUUGCCUCCACGUUGAAUUCCAUUGGACUGGUAUUCUUCAAGAAGCAAGCCUACGAACUGGCCAACAUGUGUUUUUCGGAAAGUCUGAGGAUACGAACCAAACUUCUUGGCCCCAAUCAUCGAGAUGUGGCGAUUCUGUGGUAUAAUCUUGCCACUGUAUAUUUCGAGCGAGGGGAAGAAGAGACAGCCGUCAAGAUGUAUAAGGAAACCUUGCGAGUGGAGGAGAUGCACCUUGGAGCGGACCACCCCGAUGUUGGCCUUACGCUGAGGCAUUUGGGACAGGUUCACCAACAGCUUGGCAAGCUUGAGGAAGCUGCCAAGUAUUUCCAACAAGUUGUUGCUAUUGAACGAAAAAGAGAGGUGGCGCCAAAUACAAGAAGUUCCUUGUCCAAGGCAUUGAAUCUCCUCGGCAACGUGUACCUGCAGUUGAAUCAAGUUCCAGAAAUGAUGGAGUGCUACGUGGAAGCUUCACGACUAAACGAAGCUCCUCGAGAAACUAGUGAUGAUACAACAUCUGAUCGAUUGGUCAUUGCUGGAUACAAUUUGUACUGCCUGCAAAAAACAAAUCCACCCGCUGCACCAAUCGCUUAG
Molecule: messenger RNA, 2040 nt
Organism: Cylindrotheca closterium
Lineage: Eukaryota; Bacillariophyta; Bacillariophyceae; Bacillariales; Bacillariaceae
Source: the annotation of a GenBank genome assembly